GAGUUCCCGGAAAAUGUCAACUGGCUGCUCAUAAGGCAGGAGGACGGCGGAACGUUGACAGGAUGCCGGGCGUGGUCUUCCUAAUCGUUGUGCCGACGGCGAAUUUUGAACGUGAGCUGAUUUACGGCACUUCAAAUAAUGCCCUCGUGGAGGCGACAGCAGGAGCCGGAGUCCAGUCAGGACAUCACCACGGCCACCAUGCUGCGGUCGGUGCAGGUGGCCCUGGCGGUGGCAACAAUAAUCUGAACAUCAAUCUUCCGGAGAAUAACAACGCAAUACUACGACUCGAAGUUGAAUUACGUGACAAGAAUGUGCCCAAGUAUCGCCGUGGACCGGGUGGAGGAGGAGGGCGUGGCGGUGGACCCGGCCUGGGUCGAGUGGGCGGCGGUGGCGGUGGUAUUGGAGCCGCAUUCAGUCCAGGAUCAGGACCGGGUGCGGUAGCAGCUGACACCUCCACGGUCGUCGGGCCGCUGGACAGACGUAAUUUAGUGGUGCCGCUUGAAAAGGUACUCGAGGAGCUGCUUGUCAAGCUGGAAAUUGAGCACGUUACUUGGACGACGAGCAAGAAAGGUUACUUCCAUCACGUCGUCUUCCCACUGCAGGCGGGCGCCGCCUGCGAGACCACCCUGCACUGUCUCACGGAACUGGGCAUUGGCACUAAAUUGAAUUCCAGUGUCAGCGUACUGCCGUGCAGCGUUAGUUAUGAUGCCAUCACCGAUGCGGCCAACAUGCGAGAUGACUACAGCGAGGAAGCCGAUGAUGCCUCGAAAUGGAACAAUUUUGUGGAAUCAAUUAAAUCGAAAUUAACAGUCAAACAGGUGGUGGACGGUGUGCGGGCCGGAGGAUCGCUAUCCUUCGACUAUCUGCUGCUAAUUGUUACCGCCGACUCCUUGGCGGCCCUCGGUCUGGUGGAGAACAACGCUCCCAAUAUAGUGGCGGCCAUGUUAGUUUCCCCGCUUAUGGGUCCAGUGAUGUCCAUAACAUUCGGUGCAAUUAUCUCCGACAAAGAACUAAUGCGCGUCGGUUUCCUGUGCCUGGCCCUGGGUAUGUUCAUCUCCCUGCUAUUUGGUUUCAUCUUUGGCCUGAUCCUGGGCACCACCGAGAUGCCCUGGGGCCAGAACUCGGACUGGCCCACGGAGGAGAUGCGCGGCAGGGGCAAUGUGCGCGCCUUGUGGAUGGGCGUGUUGUGGGCCUUGACAUCUGGCACUGGCGUUGCCGUGGCCUUGCUCCAAGGCUCCGCAGGUCCUCUGAUUGGCGUGGCCAUAUCCGCCUCCCUGCUGCCGCCCGUCGUGAAUUGUGGUCUCUUCUGGUCACUGGCCUGCAUUUGGCUCAUCUAUCCGGAGAAGCGGAUUCCGCACUUGAAGAACGAGGCAAUGAACUCGACCAGCGCGUAUCCGUUCCUUUACACGAACUACCUGCCCACCGAGUUCCUCAUCAAUGGCAUCGUCUCCGCCUGCCUGACCAUCGUGAAUGUGAUUUGCAUAUUUAUCACGGCCAUAAUCGUGCUCAAAAUUAAAGAGGUCUCCGCACCAUAUACAGCCAGUCCGGACUUAAAGCGAUUUUGGGAAACAGAUCUUCGAACAGUUCGCAAGACGAAUCGCUCGACAAUGCGUCAUCCACGUUCCAGGAGCAGCAUGGCUGGUGGAGGAGCUGGAGGUACCAUAAGGGGAUUGGACAAGCUUGGCGGAGGAUACCGUGGACUUGAUGAGCGCGAUGCUCAGAUGGACAAUGCCCUGGAACGGGCCCUGGCCCAGGCCGAGAAUGAUGCCACUUUCAAGAAGGUCAAGCGGAUGAGUUACUCAAGCAACGCUGCUGGCGAGCUCACCGAACGUCUGGCCAAGAUUGCUGGACUCAACCGGCUGAAGACCGACGGCGACCCUGGACAAACAACUCCGGGCAGCCUGUCUGGCAGCCGGAUGAAUUCCAUACCCAACUCCCAGCUAAAUGUGGACCUUAAAGCGCUGGACAAGCUGGUGAGCAAUCUGUUGGAGCAGCACACGUCCGGAAGCAAGACAGCCGCUUCUGCCACGGAAACUGGAACUCGGACACCGCCGCUGCAGCGCAUGGCCUCCAAGAAACUGAACCGUUGGCGACCCCUCUCCCGGUCCGCCCACAGCUACAAGCGAGGGGAUAGCAGCGACCUAAUUGGAGGGAGCUUCACCCAACUGCUGGAGCGUGUUGAUCCGCCAGCCACGUCCACUCAGCAUCAGCCCAAUAUGCCCACGAUCAUGGAGAGCAGCGCCGGAAGUCCGACACCGAACAAUGCCCAGCAGCAGGGGGCUCAUCCGCCGGCAUGGAGUGCCUCCUUGGAGGCCACGCCAGGAGCAGUGCGAAAUGUGCUACACGCUGGCGAUGAGGGGAGGAGCAGCAGUUAAAUAACUAUGUGGGUUAAGCUAACCGAUAAUCAAAUGGUUUUUCCAUCAACAACACAAUUAAUUAAACAUGA
Messenger RNA from Drosophila serrata, 2446 nucleotides. RefSeq lists its product as uncharacterized. Lineage: Eukaryota; Metazoa; Arthropoda; Insecta; Diptera; Drosophilidae. The record is from RefSeq and is a predicted model, not a curated record.